GUAGCGGCAGAAGUUCCGGCCCUUGCUUUCUCCUCGUCGUAGGCCCUGCGCGCCGUGGCGGAGGUAGAAGGGCACUCAGUUCCUACCCGGGCUGGCUUCGCGUUAGCCCUGUGCGUUGAGUUCCUGUCUCGAGGGGCUUAUUGUGCCCUCAAGCCCAAAGCAAAACAGGUACCACUCGUGGAGGCCGACAGGCGCAGUUGCUGCUCAAGACUGAGGGAGCAACCAGGGCCGCGCCUUUUCUUCCCAUUUUACGCUAAGAAGAUUUGGAAAAGACUUAAUGGUUAUUAAGCUGAUUCUAUUUUUCUUAUCCGAAGGAAACGGAGUGUUGUAUUCGAAGUAGUGUUUCUUUUGAGCGGCGGAUCCGAAACCCGAGCAGGAGGUUAAUGUUGGUUUAUGAACUUCUACCAUCAAUCCAAGUAAUCAAAAAUGGAAAAUUCUGCAAAAGCAGAGGAAUAUGAAAAGAUCUCUUUUGAAGAGGGAAAACCAUCAGUAAAUUCUGAAACGGUGUCUUCAUUCAGUAUUAAUGAAGACACAACAGCUUCUGGGACUGGGCCUUCUCAAGAGGCUCCUACCUGUGAGCGAGUAGGCACACCGAAAAAGAGAAAAAUAGAGGUUGAAGAUGAUCUUAUAAAGGAAAGUUCUCGUUGUGGGGAAGACACUUCAUUCAGAAAAAGAAAACUUGAUGCUGAAAUUUUCCCAGAGGAGAAGGGCUCUGGAGAUGAUGAUAGCAUUUCAAAGAAAAGGAAAAUAGAAGCUGAUGAUGUUCCAGCAAAUGGAUCUUCCACCGGAGAUGGCUCUCAGCGAAAGAGAAAAAGAGAACUUGAGGAUGUGUCUGAAAAACAGAGAAACUUUGAAGAAGGACAUAGCUCAGUAGUGGCUGCCCACUACAAUGAACUUCAGGAAGUUGGUUUGGAGAAGCGUAGCCAAAGCCGUAUUUUUUACCUAAGAAACUUUAAUAAUUGGAUGAAAAGUGUCCUCAUUGGGGAAUUUUUAGAAAAGGUGCGACAGAAAAAAAAACGCGAUAUCACUGUUUUGGACCUGGGAUGUGGUAAAGGUGGAGAUUUGCUCAAGUGGAAAAAGGGAAGAAUUAACAAGUUAGUUUGUACUGAUAUCGCUGAUGUUUCUGUCAAACAGUGCCAGCAACGGUAUGAGGACAUGAAACACCGCUGUCGUGGUAAUGAAUAUAUUUUUAAUGCAGAAUUUAUAACUGCUGAUUGUUCAAAGGAACUUUUGAUUGGCAAAUUCCAUGAUCCAGAAAUGUGCUUCGAUAUCUGCAGUUGUCAGUUUGUUUGUCAUUACUCAUUUGAGUCCUAUGAGCAGGCUGACAUAAUGCUCAGGAAUGCUUGUGAGAGACUCAGUCCUGGAGGCUAUUUUAUAGGUACCACUCCCAAUAGCUUUGAGCUGAUAAGACGCCUCGAAGCUUCCGAAACAGAAUCAUUUGGAAAUGAAAUAUAUACUGUGAAGUUUCAGAAGAAAGGAGAUUAUCCUUUAUUUGGCUGCAAAUAUGAUUUCAACUUGGAAGGUGUCGUGGAUGUCCCUGAAUUCUUGGUCUAUUUUCCAUUGCUAAAUGAAAUGGCAAAGAAGUACAAUAUGAAACUAGUCUACAAAAAGACAUUUCUGGAGUUUUAUGAAGAAAAGAUUAAGAACAAUGAAAAUAAAAUACUGUUAAAACGAAUGCAGGCUCUGGAGCCAUAUCCUGCAAAUGAGAACUCCAGGCUUGCCUCUGAGAAAGUGGAUGACUAUGAGCAUGCAGCAAAGUAUAUGAAAAACGGUCACGUAAGAUUACCUUUGGGAACCUUAAGCAAAUCAGAAUGGGAAGCUACAAGCAUUUACUUGGUCUUCGCAUUUGAGAAGCAGCAGUGAGCACCUGUGCAGUGAAAGCAGAGGAGCUGUGUUUCCUCGUAGGCAGAUUCGACAGCUUCUCUGUGUGUUCUAGUCACUCUAAAUGUGCAGGAUGCCUCCAGAAACUCCAGCGUAUAAAUUCAGUAGUUGCUGUCUGUGACAGAUGAACCUUUAUUUGUGUAUAUAGGAGUGAGCUGGCACUUUUGUCGUUAAAUAAUCUAUUUUUUAGUAAUGUUCUGAGAAUUUGUUUGCCUCUACUCUCUUAGCUUGUAGACAUUCUACUCUGACUUGUUAAAGCAGCUGGACUCCUCCCACAGUGCUCUGACUCGCUCCGUGUUGAUGUAGUAGUGAACAUGCCACACUCCCAGGGUCAGUGAGGUGCUCGUAGAGUUGUGUGCAUGUGCUUCUCUUUGUGGUCUUCUUCUAUAGUGCUUCCAAGAUAAAAUGAGUUGGGUUCUGUACAAUUGAAUGGAAACAUUCAAUAUGUAUUGCUGAAGUUAGAAGUUUCAAACUGAGUUUUAGAUGGUAAUAAAAUUCUAGACAAGUUAUUUAGCUAGAAUUUUAGCCACUUACUACAUUUCUGUGUAAAUAAUUAUAACUUUUAUUUGUUAAUAUGCUGUAAUUCUGAAAGUGGUUAGAACAUUUUAGAUGGCAGCAUAGAAUUGUUUUAGAGUCUUGGGACUUUUUCUUAAGAAUUUAAUACCAUGGCAAUUAAUGUUUCUCAUUUUCAAGAAUGUAAUUAAACAGGUUUGCUUUUUGUAAUUGAACAAAGAUGGUAUAGUUAUUUUUCUCAAGACUUAAUGAAAAUCUCUCCCAGGUCAACCCGCUGUACAUUUUUCUGUAAUUUAUGCAUGGAGCUGUGAUGGCGACGUAAAGGAAGCAGAUAGAUGGACCUCAGAUUAAUUCUCACUGAUGCUAGAGCUAGGUGACAGAUGCUGCGUGCUGCAGAUCGUUUACGCCCUGCAGUUUAGAAAUAAACAACGUUUAUUCCUUUGUUACAAUAUCAGUACUUUGCAAAGUAGGAUCCAGUGUCUAAUCACCAUUAAAAAUUUUAUUUGCUGUUUCAGAACCAUUGUAAUGGUCAGCCAUGGCUUCUUGUUUGACUGUCUUUUUAUGACUAGCGCUGAGGUAAACUCAAUAAACUAGGUAGACUCUUACCCUUACUUUACAUCACAGUUUGGAGAACUUGAUAGCUUUUUGAUACAGUGGAAAACUUAAUAAGCAAAGCAGUUAUGUACUCUGCAGUUACUGUAUAUUCUAAAUUCUUGUAUUGAAAGUACGGUUUAUAAAGACAUUACUCUCUACAAUUAUCCACAGUAUUUGUUUAAAAAAUGGAAUCUUAGUUUAUAUAUGUUGACUGUUCAUGGUGGUAGAGUAGCAAAUCCUUUAGCAAGAGAACGUGAGUUUCCUAAUUUCUGUUACAUCUGUAAUCUUUCAGUCUCCAAACUGUUACCAGUUUACAAAAUUGACAGUAAGUCUUUGAGGCUUAGUGUUGGUUUGCCAAAAUUUGUCGUUUGGGGAAAUAAAUAAUAGUAUAUGACUACGGUGGCUGUCUUAGCUAAGAAACGUUUGGUAUUGGUGCUAGGGAGGGUGGGGAAAGGUUACCCCUUACUGUUAUAUACCCAGGUUCAUUUUAGUUCUAGGAAAGUGCCAGAAAGUGUUUUGAUUGUUCGGUAGAGUACAAAAAGCUUCAUGUUUAUUAUUUCCUAUUGUUAUUCUCACUUCAUAGUCUUAAUUUCUAAGCUGGUAAUAAAACAUAUUUUUAGCUUCCUUCUGCCCUUCCCACUUCAUGCAUAAUUUGAGGGAGAGAAGAAUCCCCGGAAGGAUGGAGUCAUUGAUGGCAAUACAAAGAAAAGAGAAAAGAAAAGUGGAGUUCUGCCUCACUGAAGGUCGUCAGGGAGUAGACAGAGCGCAAGAGCAAGUCUGAGACCAGGGGCUCUGGGACUGAGCUGAUGGCUGUGAAUGUGGGCGAGACACACUUGGAGCCACUCUUAGAGGAUGUGAGGUAUGGCAGGUGCCCUUUUUCAUGAGCAUUGUUUGCCUCAUUGCCUUUACUUCUCUGACCUCCGGUCCCCCACAUCUCCUUGCUGCAAUUAAGUGCCUGUGCAGUGACUCCAAAAGAACUGUUGGGAAGAAGACUAGAAAAAGCAGCCCAUGGCCACCAUUUCUCUUCCAUCACCAAGGUAAAAGCCAGCAGGACUCUUCCUGUUCACACCCCACAGGCUAAAUAUUUGGUGAUUUUCCAUUCAGGACUUGUGGUAACUUACAGAAGAGGCAGGGGGUGUCCUGCUGAUUUUCCCAAAUCCUAGCUUUCACUGUAGGGUCAGGAAGAAUGCCUGUUCCAAGCUCAGGGAUGUAGGUGGUCGUGGGAGUGACAGCAAGGCACCCCCCAAAAUUGCCAUUCACUUUGUCCCCAAGGAGUUCCUAUGUGACGCAAAUGAUUAAAGUUCGAGUCCACCCAAAGGUACUUCAGAAGAAACACCUGGUAAUCUGCUUCCAAAAAAUCAUCCGUUGAAACCCUGUGGAGCACACUUCUACUCACCAUGAGUCCCAGGCAACUAAGCAACUUUUUUUUUUCCCCAUAUUCUCCAAGGAUAAGAUUAGAGAUGGUGAUCAAAUCCUACCAGGAACAUGGCAGAAUGUGGUGUAGCUCAGAAAGUGAAAGUUGAGGUAUUUGGGCCUGUAAUACACCAGAGGAAAAGGGGCUGUGUGGUCACAGUGGUCAGGGAGAGAAACUGGCAGUGUUUCCAGCUGCAGCCAAGGGGAGGAUGUCCUAACCUGCACACAGACAGUGAUGGUAUAGGCAUGCUGUAGCCAGUCCUUGCCCUUUCAGUGCCCACCAAGCCACUCUGGUGCUGGUUUGACUUCCCAAAUAAAUUUGCCAUCAGGGAGAGAAGGUAUUGAAAGGUAGGUUACUGGUACAGUGAGUUUCCAACCACCCCCCACCCCGGCCCCUUGGAAAUUGUGAAAAUCAGAUUGCUGUCUGAAUUCAAGUAUUAGUGCUGUUAAUAGUGGAUCAGAGCAGAGAUAGGCAAACCAAGACUGGCUCCCAGCUGAAAAAGUAAUGUCAGCCAUCAUAUGUCCAGUAUUUCCAGUCCCAUUAACUCUUCUGGGGCUUGUUUCUUCAGCGCCUAUCUUAGCUCAUUGCCAUUAUGUUAUUUUGGUAUGUAUUCAUGCACCUUUCUGAUGAAGAUUUGGCUUCUUGUGUAAGUCUGCCUGUGGGGAAGAAAAGCCAAUGUGAGUAUUUUAGCCCCUGAAUAUUGUUUUCAUUGUUAAUAAACUGUCUUUUUGUUGUUUACUUUGGGCUUUGUAUGUUGGAGUUGUGAUGAGUCAAUCCCUGCAAAGGGCUCUUAAGUCUUCCAAGUAGGGGCCAGAUGGAGGGACGAGCGCCCUCUAAUAGCACUUGUACAAAAAUGCCUGUGACGUUGAAUGGCCCUUUGGUCAAAUAUGAAGCAGUAUUGCUGAUGUCACCAUUUCCCUGUAGUUGAUGUUAUAUCUGAUACUACACACCUGAUAAGUCAUUCUUUUUCCCACUCUGGCAAGACAAAUUCCUGAUUCUUUAAAGACAGCUGAUGCAGUUGCUGCUAUAGAUGUCAGCACUCCUUUAGCAGAUGCACAUGGGACUGGGGCCCGGUGGCAGUCAGCACUUGCCCACUGUGUGUCCUGCUCGACUUCUCUGCUGCCAUUUACACUUUAAAUCAUGUGUGCCUACUUCUUACUCCAUUUUGAGGAGGUAUGUGGUUGCCAUGAGGAAUCCUGGUGGUGCAAUGGUGGAAGUGCUCUGCUGCUAACCGAUUGGCGGUUUGAACCCACCAGCAGCUCCACAGGAAAAAGAUAUGGCAGUCUGCUUCCGUAUAUUGCAGCCUUGGAAACCUAUGGGGCAGUUCUGUCCCGUAAGGUCACUGUGAGUUGAUUUGACUCAACAGCAACAGUUUAAGGGUCGCCAUUAGUAGGAACGGACUCUAGAGCAACUGGUGUGGGGUUUUUGUUUGUUUUGUUGAGGUCACCCAGGAGUCUCGCCACAGUGUGGCUAUGGAGACUUUAGUUGAACCCCAAAGCCCCCAGCAUCCAGGGCUUAACCUGGGCCUUCUAUUGUGUGAAAAAACUCCUAAACUGAAUUAAAAUAAAGAGGUUCUAUUAAAGGUUUAAGACAGUUCACACUUAUGAUCUCCGUAGCCCAUGAAAAUGGAACCACAAAGUCUGAGGCACAGUAAUUACAAAGACAUUGUUGUGGAGCUCAAACAAGGAAUGAGGGCUUCAGUAUUCUGAGUGGUUUACAGUGAAGUCAGUCAAAGUCAGAACAAGGCAAAGCGUGACUUUUAACAUUAUUGGUUGUCUUAGUACAACUGGUACAUUGAUUGGCUAAAAGACAUAAUUAGAAAAUACGUGGUCACAGAUAAUGGCAUGAUAGAAACUUGUCACAAGCAAUGACAUCAUGAAUACUUUGGGGAGCAAGAUGUUGAACAAUUUCUUUUUUAGAGCAGGAGAUCUAACAAAGAAUUUUAACAGGGUUUGGUUACAGACCCCUGACCACAAUGUAAGCAUUUCCUUAAUAGGGUGGGUUCCUAAGCAACAAGGUUCAAAUCUGUUGUGAAAGGUUAUGAGUCUUUAGCAUUAGUUCAGGAAUUUUUUUUAGGUCAGACACCCCUUUUGAUUUUAUAUCCCAUGUUACGUCAUUGGGAACAGCAUACCUUGGACAAGACCAAGCUGGCUGUGGACAUUUAUUAAGCUCCUACCUUAUACCAAUGUUUUACAUGUGUUAACUCGUUUUAAUCAUACAACUGUAUGAAAGGUAAGCACCAUUACCCUCUUUUAAUGAUGAGGAAACAGGCACCUAGAGGAUACAAACUUCCCAGAGCAGAGUAUCAUAGGCUGGGUUCUCUAGAGAAGCAAAACCAGUAAAGUGUAUAAAUAAAGAGAGAUUUAUAUCAAGAAAAUGGAUCACGUGGUUGUAGAGGCUGGAAUGCCCCAAGUCCAUGGGUCAGAAUAGAGGCUUAUGCUGAUACACAUAGCCACAGGAGCUGGCAAAUCCAAGAUCGGCAGGUUGGAGACCGGGGCUUUUCACAGGUUGUGAAGAUUGAUCAAUCCCAAAGAUCAGCAGGCAAGAUCACAGGUAAGCUGCUAACUCAAGUCCCAAGAACCAGAGAUCAGAUGAACAGGAGCCAGCUACAGGAUCCAGAAUGAGCAAAAGCUACAAGCCUUGCCAGAAUAUCCCCUUAUAUUCAACGCAGGCCACACGCCAGAGGAAAAUCCCUUUCAACUGAUUGGCUACUCACAGCAAAUCCCAUCAUGGAGAUGAUCUCAUAAUAUCAAAUCACAUCAUAGAGGGGAGCACACCAUCAUAUGACUAUCAAAUCACUGAGAAUCAUGGCCCAGCCAAGUUGACACACAACCUUAACCAUUACAAUCCACCCCUUGUCAACUUAGCACCUGUACACAUCUCUUCCUACCGUACGUAAUCUCUGAAUAAAGGCAACUAUAAUGUCAUACCCCUAGCAUGAUGCAAUGAACACACAAAGCAGAAAUACUCAACAAUUACAAUUACAGUCCUCGUUUCUGCAACUGAUGAUGUGGCCGUAACUGGUAUUUAGAAUUACCUUCCACCACCUGUUCUGUAUUUCCUUUGACCUCAGAAAGCACCUCAGCUGGUUGUGGUUCUUUGCCUGAUGGGGUGACCCAAACCUUCAUUCCCGAAGGGUCUGGGCCAUUAGUAAUCAUGUCAGAAUUGGGUUGCUGUAGUUUUCCAUUGACUAAUCACAGGGCAUGGUAGUACUGAGAGACGCCCUAAGGAAUCUCCUGUAUUCCAUAUGUAAUCUUCUUUAUCUUCAUUAUGUAAUAUCAAUCCGAUUUCUUCUUGAUAACCAGGAUCAAUCACACCAGCCAGUAUGGUAACUCCCUUCUUGGCCUGUUGAUGCAGAGGCACAAGGAGCCCAAAGUGGCCAGGUGGCAUUCUUUGCUUCCAGUUCAAUGGAAUCAGUGAUACGUCUCCAGAUGGGAGCAUUCCUCCCUUUGGAACUAAGACCUCUAGACCUGCAGAACAUAAGGUCAUGGGGACAAGAAGCAAAAAUCUUGUGAGUGGGUCACUACGGGUAAUAGUGAGUAGUGCCACUCCCAUUUCCACCCCUUGAUUCCUGGACCCAUGAAUCCUGGGUAUAAGAGAAACAGCACCAUAUAUUGGAUGCUGGUUUAGAGCAUAUAUAGCCUACUGGAGAACAUUGUCCCAACCCUUCAAGGUAUUGUCACCUAGCUGGCACCAUAAUUGUGUCUUUGGAAGGCCAUUCCAUUGUUCUAUCAAAUCAGCUGCUUCAGGAUGAUGGGAAACAUGGUAAGACCAGUGAAUUCCAUGAGCAUGGGCUCACCGCUGUACUUCAUUUGCUGUGAAGUGAGUCCCUUGAUCUGAGACAAUGCUGUGGGGGAUACCAUGAUGGUGGCUAAGGCAUUCUGUAUGUCCGCAGAGGGUAGCUUUGGCAUAAGCAUGGCAUGCAGGGAAGGCAAAUCCAUAUCCAGAGUGUCUAUUCCAGUAAGAACAAAAUGCUGCCCUUUCCAUGAUGAAAGUGGUUCAAUGUAACCAACUUGCCACCAGGCUGCUGGCUGAUCACCUCAAGGGAUGUUGCCAUAUCGGGGACUCAGUGUCAGUCUCUGUUGCUGGAAGAUUGGGCACUCAGCAAUGGCUGUAGCCAAGUCAGCCUUGGUGAGUGGAAGUCCAUGUUGCUAAGCCAUGCAUAACCUCCAUCCCUGUCACCAUGGCCACUCUGCUCAUGAGCCGAUUGAGUGGUUUCCACACAGAACUCAUCAUCCUAUCCACUUGAUUGUUAAGAUCGUCCUCUACUGAGGUCACCUUUUGGUGAGCAUUCACAUGAGACACAAAUAUCUUCACUUAUUUGGCCCAUUCAGAGAGGUCUAUCCUCACACCUCUUCCCCAUAAAUCUUUGUCUCCAAUUUUCCAACCAUGUUCUUUCCCAACCCCUGACCAUCCAAACCAUUGGCCACAGCCCCUGAAUCAGUAUACAAUUGCACAUCUGGCCAUUUCUCCUCUCAAGC
Molecule: messenger RNA, 8883 nt
Organism: Loxodonta africana (African savanna elephant)
Lineage: Eukaryota; Metazoa; Chordata; Mammalia; Proboscidea; Elephantidae
Gene: RNMT
Product: RNA guanine-7 methyltransferase
Exons: 11
Coding region: 427-1863 (478 amino acids)
Biological process (GO): 7-methylguanosine mRNA capping
Cellular component (GO): nucleus
Molecular function (GO): mRNA 5'-cap (guanine-N7-)-methyltransferase activity
Source: RefSeq, a predicted model, not a curated record